AUGAAGGCCUUCUGUUUUGCCCUCGUCUCUGCUGCCAUCGCAGCGACCAGUUACGCGUCUCUUCUCCCUCGCGACCAAUCUUUCUGCACUGACGCAAAGACGGUCUCUACCACCACCAUCGCUGUCGGGGACAAGGAAGUCGAGCUCACACAGCUCUCUUGUGGCACGUCCGUUACCAAGCGUCAAACCGCGACGCCGAUUCCCAAUAUCUGCGGCGAAAUUUGUCAGAACGUGUGCAGCGAUAGUGGUAACCUCCCUCCGACUACGGAGGACUGCCAGACCAUUGUUGAUGCGAUCACUAUCCUCAAUGGCUCCGUAUGUCCGACGUUCACCGUUGACCCGAACCACGUCCAGACGAUCACGUUCGGGACCUGCAGGUUCUUCUUCGAGAACCUCGGCCCAGACCCGCUCACAUACUGCUGGCUCGAUUUUGUUCAAAUUGCUUCCGCGGCCGCUAGCCAAUGCUUGCCGCCCACCCAACCCGUCUUGUCUGAAGGCCUUUGCAUCGCCAGAGAUAGCACCUGGGAAGUCGGGUACGUGCCAUUCUGA
Molecule: messenger RNA, 549 nt
Organism: Dichomitus squalens LYAD-421 SS1
Lineage: Eukaryota; Fungi; Basidiomycota; Agaricomycetes; Polyporales; Polyporaceae
Exons: 5
Coding region: 1-549 (182 amino acids)
Source: RefSeq, a predicted model, not a curated record